AUGUCAAGAUCCAAAACAGGGACUCCUGUCAGCGAGCAUCAUCCAGCUAAUAAGCUCACAUACAUUGAAGAAGAUAUCAAAUUGCAACUUCAAAAAACUCCUUUUCAACUAAUUAUCGAGGCGGAAAACUACCAACAACAGUUGAAUGAUUUGAGAAACGAUUGGAAGUAUGCGGUUGUUUUACAAUGGUUGUAUCUAUUUCGUGGUGCAAUCAGAUUGAGUGGUGAACCAUUCUCUGUUGAUAUCUUGGAGGAAGAAUUGGUUGGUCUCACUGAGCCUGCUUUAUUGAACAAAAUCACGACAAACUUGGUUUCCGUCUUGCUUGGUGCUAAAGUAACCGUGGAAGAUUUCAGUUUCAAAGCAAGAUACGUCCUUGGUGAUACUACAACUGUUUUAGGAACUGAAGAUGAUCCAGUGGAUUUUGAUUCAUUGUCACUAGUUGAUAAAUUUGAUGUGUUGUACCAAUUAGUUUUUCAAUUACAAUAUACCGACAAUUUUAGAAAGCAAGUUGAGAAAUAUGAAAAGGAAAAUGAAUUAAGAAUGGAACCAAUCUUUGAUGAUGGUGAAGGAAGUUACUUCUUGUUGAGUGACAAUAGAAUUUAUUCGAGAAAAAUUAACAAAUUUCCAAAGUUAGCCAUACCGAGAAAGUUCAAGUAUGCUAAAAAAAUUGAUCCAGAAGUUGAAUUUGCUGAUAUUGAACCAAAUUUUGAGUGGGAAUGUGUUGCAAAUGGUAUUUAUCAAAUUCACGACUUCUUGGUUUCAAUUGCAAAAGAUAAAAAAAUGAAACCAUUGUUCAAUAACAUCAAGCAACAUAUCAAUAUAAUUGCAGAAGAUGAUCUAAAUAGAAGAAAGAAGGUUAUCAAAAGAAAAAGAGAACAACAAUUGCAUGAAAUGGUUAACAACAGAAAACGUUCUUCAAGAUUACAAGAGAGAGAGGAGCAAAUGCGUAUUGAAAAGGAAAAGCAAGAAGCCGAGGAAGAGCUCAGAAGACAAGAACAGGCUCGUAUCAAAGCGGCAAGAAAGUUAAAAUCUAAAGAAAACCUAAUUAAAAGAGAAUUUGAAGAAAGAUUACGCCACUCAAGUUCCAGUAGAAGAACAACAGUCUUUGAUUCUGGCUACACACCAGGUGUUCCACCUAAAGAGUUAGAGUUGGGUGAUGAUAAUUGGUUAUUCGAAUGUUAUUGUGGUGUUAGAGAGUUGAACUAUGACGAUGGUGGUAAAUUGAUUUCAUGUGAAAGAUGCUUAAGAUGGCAACACUUGAAAUGUCAAGAUCGUGUUGUUCAACAGGAAUUAAUCAGAAACUCAAAUGAAGUUUUCAUUUGUAAUUGGUGUAAACAAGAUUUAGAAUUAGAAGUGGAGAAGAAAUUGGAAGACGAAAAAAUACAAAGAGAGAAGGAGCUAGAGGAAAAACAAAGACAAAGAGAGUUAUCGAAGCAAAGAGAAUUAGAAGAAAAGGCUAGAUUAGAGGAAGAGGAAAGAAUAAGAAAAGAAGAAUUAGAGAAAGAAAGGGAGAGAAGAACUUUGGAAAGGGAAAGAAUGAGGGAGACCAGUAUUAACCUCACACCUGGUCCUAUUGAAUCUCCUCAACCGAUUCAGCCAGUUCAGUCUGCACAACCUGCACAACAACCAGUGGACCACCAAUACCCACAACAACUACCAUCUAUGGGCUCGUUCCAUGUCUACAACCAACAGACUCCAGUUUUCAAUAACUCAUUUCAAUCGAAUGGGCACCCUACAAAUGGGGGAAUACAACAACCAAACUUACAGCCUCAACCAAAUCAAUUUAGUGCCCCACUACAAGGACAACAAACUGCUUUCGAGCAACAAUCACCUGCCCCAAUUCCUCAGCUACAAGCAAGACCAUCAAUUCCAAUUCCUCAACCUGUUUCACCAGCUAAGCAAUCACCUAUCGGUCAAAACAAUCUUGAAACGAUUUUUGAAACGUAA
This is a messenger RNA of Hansenula anomala, 1947 nucleotides long. It is a transcript of the gene IOC2, whose product is annotated as Ioc2p. Bases 1 to 1947 code for a protein of 648 amino acids. Lineage: Eukaryota; Fungi; Ascomycota; Saccharomycetes; Phaffomycetales; Wickerhamomycetaceae. The record is from RefSeq and is a predicted model, not a curated record. The transcript has 2 exons.